Molecule: messenger RNA, 2067 nt
Organism: Insectozyma verbasci
Lineage: Eukaryota; Fungi; Ascomycota; Pichiomycetes; Serinales; Debaryomycetaceae
Source: the annotation of a GenBank genome assembly
AUGAACUUUGAUCAACUUACAGAAGAGCAAAAGCAUCAUUUAUACCUACAACAUUUACAACAACAACAGCAACAGCAGCAACAACAGCAACAACAGCAACAACAGCAGCAACAACAGCAGCAACAACAGCAGCAACAACAGCACCAAUAUUCUCAACUUCAACAACAUCAACAACAAAAUCAUGAUUUAAGUUAUAUGGAAGAAGAUACAAUAUAUCCAAUGGAACAACAACAAUUACACAUCCUGGACUCACCUAUUCGGCAACAACCACAACCACAACAAAUUUUAUCCUCUCCAAAAUUUAAUCAUUAUGAAGAUUUCAAUCAAAAUCAACUUCAACAUAAUAAUAAUAAUAAUCAAUUUACAUCCAUUGAUUCAAUGAAUUUUCAACCUCCAAGUAAUAAUUUUACCCAAUUAAAUAAUAAUUCAAAUAGUAAUUUAUCAAAUACAACAGGUACCAAUAGUUUAGUUUCAAAUGAAUUAAAAUUUGAAAAUGAAAAUAAUCAUAAUACACCACCACCUCAAAACAAACCAGUAUUUCAAACGCCUCCAACAACUAGUGGAAGUUAUAAUCAAAGCUCAAAUUUUGUUAGGAAUCCACAAUCACUUACUAAAUCAACUAGAGAUAAAGCAGCUGCGGCCAAAAUUAAAUUGGAAGCUUAUUAUACUGAUGCUGUCCAUUUAGCAGUUGAAAGAAAUCAAAGAAGAUUAGAUUUAGAGAAUAAAUUACAAAAUGAACAAAAAUUAUCAUCUGAAGAAAGGAAAAAUCGACAAUUGCAAAAUUUAGGUAAAAAAGAGUCACAAUUUUUAAGAUUACGUAGAACUAAAUUAGUAUUGGAAGAUUUUCUUACAGUUAAAGUUAUUGGUAAAGGUGCAUUUGGUGAAGUUAGAUUAGUUCAAAAGAAAGAUAAUGGGAAUAUAUAUGCUAUGAAGACUUUACUUAAAUCAGAAAUGUUUAAAAAAGAACAAUUGGCUCAUGUUAAAGCCGAAAGAGAUGUUUUAGUAGGUAGUGAUUCACCGUGGGUUGUUUCAUUAUAUUAUUCAUUUCAAGAUUCACAAUAUUUAUAUUUAAUUAUGGAAUUUUUACCUGGUGGUGAUUUAAUGACAAUGUUAAUAAGAUGGCAAAUUUUUACAGAAGAUAUUACAAGAUUUUAUAUUGCUGAAAUUGUUUUAGCUAUUGAAGCUGUUCAUAAAUUAGGUUUCAUUCAUAGAGAUAUCAAACCAGAUAAUAUUUUAAUUGAUGAAAGAGGUCAUAUUAAAUUAUCUGAUUUUGGAUUAAGCACAGGCUUUCAUAAAACUCAUGAUUCAAAUUAUUACAAAAAAUUAUUGGAAAAAGAAUCACCAACUAAUUAUCUUCAGCCGAAUCAAUUAACUCCUAAUGGACCUGGUGGUAGAAAUUCAAUGAUGAUGGUUGAUUCAAUACAUUUAACCAUGUCAAAUCGUCAACAAAUGCAAACAUGGAGAAAAAGUAGAAGAUUAAUGGCUUAUUCAACUGUUGGGACACCUGAUUAUAUUGCACCUGAAAUUUUUAUUCAUCAAGGUUAUGGUCAAGAAUGUGAUUGGUGGUCUUUAGGUGCUAUAAUGUUCGAAUGUUUAGUUGGUUGGCCUCCAUUUUGUGCAAAUACACCACAUGAAACUUAUAGAAAAAUUAUACAUUGGCCUGAAACUUUACAAAUUCCAGAAGACGUUCAUUUAUCACCAGAAGCUGAAGAUGUAAUUAAAAGAUUAAUGUGUUCUGCUGAAAACAGAUUAGGAAGAUAUGGAGGUGCUGAUGAAAUUAAACAACAUCCGUUUUUUAGAGGUGUUGAUUGGGAUACUAUUAGAAAAGUUGAUGCUCCAUUUAUACCCAAAUUGGAUAGUAUAACAGAUACAAGAUUUUUCCCAACUGAUGAAUUGGAAAAUGUACCUGAAAAUCCAGCAUUUAUAAAAGCAAUGGAAUUAAGAGAUCAAGAAAUGAAAAAUGGUGGUGGUGGAAAUGGUAAUAAUAAUAAUGUUAGUAAUGAAUUACCUUUUAUUGGCUAUACUUAUUCAAGAUUUGAUUAUUUGACUAAAAAAGGUGCAAUAUAA